Molecule: messenger RNA, 3885 nt
Organism: Heterocephalus glaber (naked mole-rat)
Lineage: Eukaryota; Metazoa; Chordata; Mammalia; Rodentia; Bathyergidae
Source: RefSeq, a predicted model, not a curated record
CGCCGGCCGCGCCGCGGGGCCGAGCCGACGCCGGGGGCCGCCCGCGGGCCCGCCCGACCCCGAUGAGCCGGAGGCGCCGGGUGUAGCAGAGUAAGAUGGACGGUAGCUUUGAUUGUGAUUGUGGUGAGCUGGAGCCACCUGAUCACUGACAGAGGCCACCUGCUGCCACCAACAGCCAGGGCUUCCUGUCAAGACAGCGACCCGGGAAGGACGAACCUGCCGGACAGCGCUUCCGGCCCCCCUAACAUGCUGCUCAGGACCAGUCCAACACUGAAUGUACCUGCACUGUGAGGAGAUGCCUCGACGCCGGUCGCGUGCAUAUUUAUUCACACUUCUGUUAAAUGUUCAGUCAUUUAGCACGGUAGAUCUGAGUGCAUAGUAUGUCAUUCAUUCCGUUUGCGUUUCUUGAGUGUUUUCUUUAAAUGUCUGCAGAGUUGCUGCCCCUUUCUUGAACUCUGAUUACUGCAAUCUCUUUCAAUCCUCAACAUGAGUAGGGCUGUGUGAGCUUUCAAUGCACAGGGGACUUGGUGGGCCUGGUUGGCACAGGCGAUGAAUGUCAGGAAACCAUCAUGCUGGGCAGCAUGAUCUCUCUCCUCCCCCUUUGAGAGCUCUUUCCUUUUGAUGCCAGUUUUCUCCCCUGUUUACACAAGUUUACUAGUUGGAAAGGAAAAAGCAAUAGUGAGGGUUUCACAAUGGCAGAGAAAUUCGAAAGUCUCAUGAACAUUCAUGGCUUUGAUCUGGGCUCUCGGUACAUGGACUUAAAACCAUUGGGCUGCGGAGGCAAUGGCUUGGUCUUUUCUGCUGUAGACAAUGACUGUGACAAAAGAGUGGCCAUCAAGAAAAUUGUCCUCACUGAUCCCCAGAGCGUCAAACACGCUCUCCGGGAAAUCAAGAUCAUCCGACGGCUGGACCACGAUAACAUAGUGAAGGUGUUCGAGAUCCUGGGCCCAAGCGGCAGCCGGCUGGCCGAUGACGUGGGCUCGCUGACGGAGCUGAGCAGCGUGUACAUUGUGCAGGAGUACAUGGAGACGGACCUGGCCAGCGUGCUGGAGCAGGGCCCCCUGCUGGAGGAGCACGCCCGGCUGUUCAUGUACCAGCUGCUGCGUGGCCUCAAGUACAUCCACUCGGCCAACGUGCUGCACAGGGACCUCAAGCCGGCCAACCUCUUCAUCAACACGGAGGACCUGGUGCUGAAGAUCGGGGACUUCGGGCUCGCCCGGAUCAUGGACCCGCAUUACUCCCACAAGGGCCAUCUUUCUGAAGGACUGGUCACUAAAUGGUACAGAUCUCCACGUCUCUUGCUGUCCCCCAAUAACUACACGAAAGCCAUUGACAUGUGGGCUGCGGGCUGCAUCUUUGCGGAAAUGCUGACUGGGAAAACCCUCUUUGCAGCGCUGGACUUCCUGGAGCAGAUCCUGACCUUCAGCCCCAUGGACCGGCUGACGGCGGAGGAGGCCCUGUCCCACCCGUACAUGAGCAUGUACGCCUUCCCCACCGAUGAGCCCAUCUCCAGUCACCCAUUCCACAUCGAGGACGAAGUUGACGACAUUCUGCUCAUGGACGAGACACACAGCCACAUUUACAACUGGGAGAGGUACCAUGAUUGUCAGUUUUCGGAGCAUGAUUGGCCCAUACACAACAACUUCGAUAUUGACGAGGUGCAGCUUGACCCCAGAGCCCUGUCUGACAUCACUGAUGAGGAAGAAGGACAGGUGGAUCCUCGGAAGUACUUGGACGGAGACCGAGAGAAGUACCUGGAAGACCCUGCUUUUGAUGCCAGUUACUCUGCCGAGCCUUGCUGGCAGUCCCCGGAUCACCACGAGAACAAGUACUGUGAGCUGGAGUGCGGCCACACCUGUAACUACAAAGCACGGUCAGCGUCGUACUUAGAUAGCUUGGUUUGGAGGGAGAGUGAGGUGAACCAUUACUAUGAGCCCAAACUUAUCAUAGAUCUUUCCAACUGGAAGGAGCAGAGCAGAGAGAAACCCGAUAAGAAGGGCAAGUCCAAGUGCGAGAGGAACGGGUUAGUGAAGGCCCAGAUAGCGCUCGAGGAGGCGUCCCAGCAGCGGGCCGAGAAGGAGCGGGAAAAGAAUCAGGGCUUUGAUUUUGAUUCCUUCAUUGCGGGAACUAUUCAGCUCAGUUCACAGCACGAGCCCACUGAUGUUGUGGACAAACUGAACGACUUGAAUAGUUCCGUGUCCCAGCUAGAGCUGAAGGGCCUGAUCCCCAAGUCAGUGAGCCGGGAGAAGCAGGAGAAGGGCAUGGCCAACCUGGCCCAGCUGGAGGCGCUGUACCAGUCGUCCUGGGACAGCCAGUUCGGGGGUGGGGGGGAGGAGCGUUUCCUCAUCGACCAGUUUUGCUGCGAGGUCAGGAAGGACGAGCAGGUGGAGAAGGAGCACACGUACACCAGUUACUUGGACAGGUUCUUCAGCAGGAGGGAGGAGGCCGAGCUGUUGGAAGCUGAGCCAGGUGAGGACAGGCCUCGGGUGGAGAGGGGUGGUGGGGAGGGCUUUCUGAACCACAGCGGGGAGCUGCUGCUGAACAAGCAGCUCGAGUGCAUGGGCCUCCCGCAGCUGCACAGCCCCGUGGGGUCCCCCCGGAAGUCCGUGCCGGCCGUGAAGGCGUCCCCACGUGUGCCCCCUCGGACCUACAGCAGCAUCCUGAGACAUCUGAACUAAACACUCAGCAGACGUUUCUGUGUUCUUCAUGAAAUACGUCUUGUCUUUUUUAUUCCUAGUGUUUAAGUCAUUUUUUUACUUGAAUCAGAUGGUGUCCUUUAGUAAGGAUUUUAUCAGUUCUCGGUUUUAAAAAUCCAGACUUUUUUUUCUACAUGUGAGAUUGUUUUCAUUUUACCUGGCAUGUCGUUUGCACACAAAAAAGAAUCGAGCAAAUAAUGCAAUGCAGGAAGAGACAAAAGAAAUGCACUAAGACCAGUAAACACAUUCUCUCCUAGAACAGUGAUCUGUUUUACAAGAAACAAACUCUUGCCUUGAAACUUACACAGUGAGACUGUACAGAACUGCAUGGAAAUAUCUAUUUUUUUCCUAAAACCUUUUUCAUUCAUUAGUAUUUUCAAGUUUUUCAUACUGUACACAUUUCUUAAAACACAUGAUACCAGCAGCAACUGAAAAUGAAUGCCGGAAUUGGUACACAUGUGUUAUCUACCUCAAGGUAACUGACGUAUGUGGCGAACCCCACGGCCCAUAGUGCUCCACGGUGUGACCUGUGCUCAGCCACGCCCACGGUAGGGAUUGUGUGUCCUCACAUUGUCAUCUGUACACAUCCUGGUGUUCAUUCCUUAGGGUGAAGUUUCGAUACAUCACAUCUUAUUUAUUUUAGCAAAGCAGUAUAUUUUCUGUAUUUAAUGAUAAAAGUAACUUAGUUUUAAAAAAUUUAUUUGCAACUACACUUUAUGCAUUCGGCACUAUGGUUUGUCGCCUCCCUAGCUGAAGUCCCAUCAGCGUUGCCCAAGGCUGUCUCCACGUACUGAAGUGUUCGUUUGAAAUAAAGUACUCACUGUGUAUAGGAAUUUGUAUUUUGGAGGUGCUUGAUCUAUCUACAAAGAAAAAUUAGGAAUUACUUUAUUAUAAAAUGCUCCUAGAAGUCUUUAUUGUGUUUAUUUUUUAAAAAGCUGUAAUGUUAGACUUGUGUGCAUGGAAGUAGUUAAGGUACAUCAUUAUUGUAGUUUAACAGUGUACAUGGUAAGACACUUUCUGUUCUCACUGUAUGUUUUUACCGAAUGAUCUGCUCCUGUCCCAGGCAAGCAUGAAUAAAGUUAGGUUCAGCGUAGCAUGUGGCAUUGCAGUCUCUUAGCAUUUGUUUCAUCUGUUUUAUUUUCCUGAAUACUGUCUGUAUCCUUGGCUAAAAUAAAACCUGCUCAGCACA